Sitodiplosis mosellana (orange wheat blossom midge) is the source of this 1200-nucleotide messenger RNA. RefSeq lists its product as uncharacterized. Lineage: Eukaryota; Metazoa; Arthropoda; Insecta; Diptera; Cecidomyiidae. The transcript has 5 exons. Gene Ontology annotation, molecular function: single-stranded DNA binding. Gene Ontology annotation, biological process: positive regulation of helicase activity; mitochondrial DNA replication. Gene Ontology annotation, cellular component: mitochondrial nucleoid. The record is from RefSeq and is a predicted model, not a curated record. Bases 9 to 884 code for a protein of 291 amino acids.
ACUCUCACAUGUUAAUAUUUGUAUUGACAUUUUUUUGCUUUCUCUUGGUUUUGUUGAGAAAUUUUUUAACAAGAAUUAAUUUUUCUGUGAAAAUGUUUCGUCUCACUUAUAAAUGGUUUGUAAUUCCACGAUCCAUUCCGGUCGUGCCAUCCAGAUCCUUUUGCGUGCAGAAUUCAGAGUCGGUCGCCAGUAGAAAGUCCGGCAAUCAAAUAAAGCUAAUUGGUAGAGUGAAGAACGAAGUGCUAAGAUUACAAAAUGGAUUUGAUUCGUUCCACAUCCGAACAGCUACAAAAGGCCUUGGAAACUUGAUUGGUGUAUUGCACAAUAUCAAGGCGAGAAAUGAUUCGAUCGAAGUACCAAAACUAACUGACAACGACCUUGUUUAUGUUAACGGUGAAAUUGUCUAUGAAAACGAGCCAAAUGGAGAGAAAUUUAUAUCGGUUCCGCACAUUUUAGCAAAAAAAAUUGUGCACAUGGAAAACGACAACAAAUCUGAUGACUUAGAGCAAUUGGUAAAAGAGUGUGUCAAUGAAGUGAAGUUAUUGGGCACAAUUGGAAGUAAUAUUUUAGAUGAAAAUGCCACCGUAUUCCAUGUCGUUACAAAUGCUGAACUGACGCCGAAUUUGAAUACAAAAUUCUUCCAUGGUGACUGGCACAGGGUGCUGAUAUUUGAUGAACACUUGCGAGAAUUUGUUAGAAAUCACCUCAAAAUAACAGACCGUCUCUUGAUCAACGGUGAAAUUUUCUACCAUAAAGUUGACCUGGAAGAUGGUGGAGUGGCGAAACAAGGCAAUAUUUUAGCUAGACGUAUCCAAAAAUUGCAACGAUUUUCAAAAGGCGGCGAAGACGAGCCGCAGAACACGCAAGCAACCAUGGAGCAAUGAGAUUAUGAUAUGGGAACUAAACAAUAACUACAAUUAUGUACAUAAGCCAAGCCAAUGAAUAAAGAAUACAGUUAGCCGAAUCGGCUCUAAAAUCAUUUACAGUCUGUAAUUAAUAAAAUUUGAUGUACAUGAAGAAAGAAAGAUGAGUGAAAGUUAUCCAAUAAAUCACAAAUCAGAUCAAAGUUCGAAAGUAUCACUCUCUGUACGUGUGAACACAUGGAAAAUCAUUCGAUCUUCAAUUCUUCAGUCUUGAAAAUAUGCGCAUAUAAAUUAUAUCGAAGAUUUGACAGACUCCGAACAAGGAGACCAUAAUGUU